UGCACAGCUUGCCCAGUUAACUUUGAGUUCCAGAACUACACUAUCAUCACCAGCAAGUGCAAAGGGCCACUAUACCCACCCAAUCUGUGCUGCAGCGCCUUCAAAGAAUUUGCUUGUCCUUUUUAUGAUGAGCUGAACGACUUAUCUAACGAAUGUGCUUCAACCAUGUUCAGCUACAUUAACCUCUACGGGAAGUAUCCACCUGGUCUAUUUGCCAGUGAGUGCCGGGAGUCCAAGGAUGGACUUGAUUGCUCUGCAAUGCCACCAUCAUCACUAUCAGAGAAAACAGAGAAAUCUAGUGCCGGUAAGAUAAUAUGUAACCUAUUCUCAAUGCUGAUGCUUAUAACAGCUUCCCUUGUGCUGUUACUGUAAUUUUUGUAUAGCUUUCACGCAUUUUAUUUCUGUCAUCAUGUAUUCUCCCGUUUCUUUGAAACUUUUACCCUUUUGUGUCUUGAGCAAUCAAACCGGUGAAUCAGAUGAGGCUUUUUCAUCAUGUAACUCAAAGAAUAUAUACACACAUUUAUAUUUUUUCAA
Olea europaea var. sylvestris is the source of this 534-nucleotide messenger RNA. Its product is annotated as GPI-anchored protein LLG1-like. The record is from RefSeq and is a predicted model, not a curated record. Lineage: Eukaryota; Viridiplantae; Streptophyta; Magnoliopsida; Lamiales; Oleaceae. The annotation marks the transcript as partial. The transcript has a single exon.